AUGGAUGAUGGCGGGCAACAUCAAAAUGGAAGGUAUAAGAUGGACUAUUACAAGGCAGCUCACCCUCACCCUCCCUGGAAUAUGAUGCCUCAACAUCAAGUGAAGGAGCAAACGAAUGCCUUGGCAAUGAAUAAGAAGAUAAUGACCAUACUCAUUGAGAGGGAUGAUGCCAUUCGAGAACGGAAUUUGGCACUAGCUGAAAAGAAGGAAGCCUUGGCUGCACGAGAUGAAGCAAUCCAGCAGCGAGAGAAGGCCCUCGUUGAACGGGAUAAAGCCUUGAUGGAUCGAGACAAUGCUCUAGCAGCAAUUCAAUACCGGGAAAAUGCAAUGAGCUAUCCUUUGAGUGGAAGUCAACGAGGACCAAAGCGCAUUCCCCAUCCACUAUACCAUUCAAAUGACAUGUCAGAAGCUCUUGACACAGGGGAAAUGCACGUCAUUGAUGCCUUGCCUAUAUCAUCUGUUACUGCUGAAACUGGGAAGUCACGCCAGACAAAGCGAUCGAAGGAAAAUAAGGCAGUUGGGUUGAAGGCAGCCAAGUCGCCAAGGAAGGGGAAUAGAGUGGGUGAGGAUCUGAAUAAGCAAGGUGCUUCUGACGGGAAGAAGAUUAAGGUUGAGUGGGAUAGUCAGGAUGUGGGCUUAAACCUUAUCAAUUUUGAUGAAACCACCAUGCCAGCGCCUGUUUGUUCAUGCACUGGACUUCCCCGGCAAUGCUACAAAUGGGGUAGUGGUGGGUGGCAGUCAGCCUGUUGCACAACCACCAUGUCAUCAUAUCCGCUACCACAGAUGCCAAAUAAACGACAUGCCCGAGUUGGUGGCCGGAAGAUGAGUGGUAAUGUAUUCAAAAGAUUGCUUAGUCGGCUGGCAGCAGAGGGUCAUGACCUUUCGAUCCCUCUUGACCUCAAGGAUUACUGGGCCAGACAUGGGACCAAUCGCUAUAUCACCAUUAAGUAG
Messenger RNA from Dovyalis caffra, 951 nucleotides. Lineage: Eukaryota; Viridiplantae; Streptophyta; Magnoliopsida; Malpighiales; Salicaceae. The record is from the annotation of a GenBank genome assembly.